Molecule: messenger RNA, 7492 nt
Organism: Haliotis rubra (blacklip abalone)
Lineage: Eukaryota; Metazoa; Mollusca; Gastropoda; Lepetellida; Haliotidae
Exons: 2
Coding region: 7-7374 (2455 amino acids)
Source: RefSeq, a predicted model, not a curated record
ACCGAUAUGCCGUCACCUUCACAGGACUCAGGGAUCUAUUCGAUUGAAACUCGAGUAGACAACGAGCAAGUCCGCGGAUCGCUCGAGGGUAUUGACGAACUUGAAGAAAAGUUCGAUAUCAACAGUAACGUUGAUCCAAGUGCCAAAGAAUCAGAGAAUAAUAGUGCUUCCAGGAAUGCAAGCCGUGUGUUGAACAUUGAGACAGUGAAUAAGGAAUCAGUGGAAACUGACGGUUCUGUAAAUGAGAAUGGAACGAGAUUGGACAUUGUGUAUGGUGACAUGAGUGGAGGAGAUGAUGUGCCUGAUUAUAAGGAUGCCUAUGUUUCGUCAGCUGUUGAAAAAACACCUAAAGGGUUUAUUUUCUCUCGGUUUGAACUGGAAACCACCGACUACGAGGAGAAGGUGUAUACCACAGACAGAGCAACUCACACAGUUGUGGCCAAACUUGUUGCAGAGGAGAAGUUUGUUCCCACCGAGCAGACUGAUGCCGAUAUUCGUGAACAGUUUGCAAAUCUGGGAGAAGGGGACAAGAUUGAGACAUCACCUCGGACAUUUGCAAAGGCUGGUUCGUCUAGGGAAACAAACAUUGAUGAAAACUUUGAAACAGAUUCUGGGAGUCGACCUCUUAUUCUAAGGCCUGAUUCACCAGAGAAGAAACGGACGCAUAUAGCUACCGAAUAUAAACAAACAAACAUUGCUGACCCUAUGGGCGCUACCGAACGCCUUCAGCGCAACCAACAUGAAACAAAUAUUGAUGAUCAUGAUGUGGUUAGAUAUCAAGACGCAGCAAGCCAUGAAACAAACGGAAUCACAAAACAUUCAUUAACUAUGACAGGGUCUGCUGCUCCUCCCGAGAAGUUCCUAAGGAUGGAUAAGACGGAUGGGUCCCGGUCCCAUCGCAUUGUGCCACUGACUAAGGAGACUUCUGAUGCUGACAGAGUGAUGAAGGCUGAUGGAGGCAAAUCUCGGGAGACAAACAUCGGCGAUACAGCAAGCAUGGCUAAACGACUUUCAUCCAUCAGCCAAGGGGAAUCUCCCCCUGAGAAAAUACUGAGAAUCGGCAGCAGCAAAUCUCUAGAGACUCUUAUUGAUGACAGUAAAUCGUCAACGGCUCAUUCAGGCACAGACAAAGGUCAAGGUCAACUCGGAACAGAGAGAACGUUGACGUUUGUCACUGAAUCCCGGGAAACAAUAACAGAUGCGAGGCAUUCUUCCGAGUCUACAAUGCCCCCCAAGCAGAGCCAAGAAACAAACAUGGUAGAAGACAGACACCAUAUACCACAGACGCAGUCACGGGAAACGUUGAUUGAUGACCCCAGUGUCUCCUACCCUAAACAAGGAACUAGUAGCAUCCACAGAACUGUGAAUGUGCAAGACAGUGGUCAUGGGCCCCGUGAAACACUUAUUGAUGAUGUAGCUAGCACAGUGUCGCAAGAACUGAACACAAACAGAACAUCUAAAGAGACACUCAUUGAUGAUGUUCCAGCGCCCAAAUUCCCCACUUGUUUACAAGAUCGAUCAGGGCAGAAAGAGACAUCCAGAAGUAGGGAAACAGUGAUUGAUGACGUAGUCAUCACAAACAAAACAUCUAAAGAGACACUCAUUGAUGAUGUUCCAGCGCCCAAAUUCCCCACUAGUUUACAGGAUCGAUCAGGGCAGAAAGAGACAUCCAGAAGUAGGGAAACAGUGAUUGAUGACGUAGGCAUCACUGUGUCGCAAGAACUGAAAACAAACAAAACAUCUAAAGAGACACUCAUCGAUGACGUCCCAGUGCUGAAAAUCCCCACUAGUUUACAGGAUCGAACAGAGCAAAGAGAGACACCCAGAAGUAGGGAAACAGUGAUUGAUGAUGUUGGUAGUACGUCAACUACUAGGUUUAUGAAUUCAGCACCGAUGACAGUUAAAUUUCCUGCAUAUGGAUCACGGGAAACACUGAUUGAUGAUGUAGUUCCACAACAGAUAGACGAGAAAAUCGCCAGAGCUGAGUCCCGUGAAUCAUUAAUUGAUGAGAUAGACAUGGUGUUGUACGGACGUACUGACUACAAGAUGAAGCCCAUCGAAGUGCCACACGACAUUCCUUUCCCUGAUAGCGAACCAAGUCAGCAGAUCUGGAAACCAUCCCAUGAAACAGUAGACAGUGGGUUGUUUUCUCAUGGUGGACAUCGUGAAACCCUCAUUGAUGAUCCAGCUGUUCCAAGCAUAGGGCUUAGUAAAGGAUCGUCUGUAAAACAGGAUACCUUCAUGCACAUUCCCGGAACACGGGAAACCUUGAUUGAUAAUAAGCGUUUCACAUCAACUGAACACAAGUUUGGCCAUGCAGGAGUUACAGACAUGACUGAUGGGACAUUGAACGUUGGGACACCAGGAAUAUAUGAAACUAACAUUGACGAUGUGUCUGAAAUAGUACUUCCUGAAAGAGUCUUGAACAUAGAUCAGGAAAAUGUGACACGCUUCAGGAAUAGAGCUUCCUUAAAUCGAGACGGAAGCAGUGAAGGGUUGGAUGAGAGUAAUGGAAAUGAACUUGAUAAAAGUUUUGGUGAUGUCACAAACAGAAGUGAGGACAUGCUUGACGAUGUGUCUGCUGACAAGAAAAAUGAUGCAGUCCAUGAAACAGAGAUUGAUGCAGACGAAGAUGAGGAAGAGUGGGUAGUAGAUGAAGUAGUGCAAGACUUUACUAUUAUGACAGGGCCGGAAGGUCAGAAGAGUUUCAUUCCUGGAAAGAUGGAACACAGGAUUAUUCACGUAUCCCCAGAACACAUACCAAGCUUGCCUGAGGCUUCACAACCAUCUUCGGAUCCGACAGCCCAAACCUCACCUCAACAUGUACAGACGCAGCAGCCCCAACAGGGCAAGGAAACAGAAAUAUCAAUGGAGCCCAUGCUGUCAGACAGGCCAACUCCGAAGCCAAGAAGAAGCCUGAGGUCAGAAAGUGGAUUGGCAGAAUCACCAGCUGCAGCUGAUCAUCACAUGACUCCACAAACUACACCCCAGGUUGAUCGUGACGGCAAACUGCACUUAGAUGCAAUAGAUGAAGUGUCGUGGAAGCCAUUAAGUGAUUCUGUAAAGGCAGAGAACUCUCCUGCAGCUGUGAGAAAGUUUGUCAUGGAAGAUGUGAUCAUAUCUGGCUCCCAUCUCAUCCCGCACCCAAGAAGACAGGUUUACAGCGAGGCUGACAAAAGUAACCCACUUGUUGCUAUAAACUCUGGUGACAUGGGUACCUAUGGUACCAGGUCGAACCUGGCCCAUCUUAGCAAAGACCUUGAAUCAGAGGGUGACAUUGACUUUGACAUAUUUGCCGGUGGUGUUAAUGGUGCAGAUGGUGUUGGCACUGUGAUAAGGCCUGUGUCCGAAUCUUCACCCAAGCAUGGGGGAGAACAAGCAGUUGCUGAUGGCAACGAAAGCCCAGAUGACUCGGGUUUUCCAAGUCCGGAUGUUUCAAGGCAGAUAUUGGAGCAGUUCAAACGAUCCAAGAGUGUGGAACAUCUCCGACGUAAAUCAUGGGGUAUGGUAGAGGAUGAGUCAGUCUUUAUGCCCAUGCAAUCCAAGAAGCCUGACUCUCCAGUCAUGUCUUCACCUGUGCAGAGUCCGCCAAUAAUUCCAGAUUCCCCAGUUGUUUCCCCACCUUCAAUGGCGUUUCUCAUGUCCAAGAAAGGAUCAAAGAGUGUUCCAAACCUUGCUGGAAUUGACGACUCGCCUUCCAUCAAAGCACCUAUCUCGCACACAAGAGAAUCGGCAGCGAUUGCUUCAUCUCCAAUAGUUCAAAUGACACCAAAAGCUGGUGCUUCGCCACUUACCAAGAAACCAUCUCGCUAUACUAAGAAGUAUUCAACAACUGCUUCAUCUCCUGUGAUAAAAGCUGCUGCCAAGGCGAAGGCUUCAGAUUCCCAGCAAACAACACGCCAGGUCAUACACACGGACAUAGAUGACGUGGUGGAUUCGGCAGCAGCUUCAGAAACAGCACAGCUCUCAACUGCAGGACCUAUGUCAGCCUCUGUUGAAAAGAAAUCUCCUUCUGAGACAACAUUUUCGGCUGGAGUCGAGUCAUCUCCUGUGAUAUCCCAAUCGCCUGUGAUAACCCAAUCUCCUGUUCCCAUGAUACCUGCAUCACCCAUGAUAAAACAGGCACCUGCUAUAGUUCAGUCUCCCACAGUUCAGCUUCACAAGACUGAAACUAGAUCGUCAGAAUUUCAACAGAUUGAUCAGUCCUCUGGUGUGACAAUCUCAAAACGAGUUGAAGCAGCUCCUAUCAUAUCAGCGUCACCAAAGAUAGAAAGUCCUGUAAUUAUUAGUUCUCCUUCAGUGCAGAUGACCAAGGACAUGAGAUCGUCCCAACCUGUCCACGCUCCUCCAUUGAUAGAAGAAUCUCCUUCCAUUCCAAUAUCACCCACAAUUAAGGCCUCAGAACGCAUAGACGCGUCUCCAUUUAUCAGCUCUCCUUCAGUGAAGACAACCAUGGACAUGAGAUCGUCUCAACCUGUCCACGCUCCUCCAUUGAUAGAAGAAUCCCCUUCCAUUCCAAUUUCGCCCACAAUUAAGGCCUCAGAACGCAUAGACGCGUCUCCAUUCAUAGAAGAAUCUCCUUCCAUUCCAGUGUCACCAGCUAUCAAAUCAUCAGAACGAAUAGAUGCUUCACCAAGUAUUUCUUUCCCAACACAAUCCUCAACGAUUCCACAAUCUCCUACUCUCUCGUCUCCUUUGAUCCCUGAUUCACCAGUGAUUCCCACUUCACCAACCAUUCUACAAUCACCGUCCUUGUCAGCACCGACAGCAGUACUUGCCUCGCCUACUGUUUCCAUUCCAGACUCGCCAACAGUUUCAAUGACCACUCCGCCAACUGCAGAAGACACGUCUUUCGAAGACCAAUGGUCUUUUGGAAGCCAAAAGAAGCACAGAUCUCUUAAGGAGAUUAAGAGAAAAUUCUCCAGCAAGAACUUUAAAUCUAUGCAAAUGCCACCCACACCAAACAUCGGACAGUUUGUUGUACCUCACAAAUCGGUGCUCACAGCCAGAUACAAAAUCAACGCUUACAGGAAAAGGUUCCUUAGUGAAGGCAAUCUCCUGGAUGAUUCCGAGAGCCAACUCAAUGACCAAUUUAAUGAGCACAAAGAAUCCCUAACAACAAAAUACAAGUCCCCUCGCCGCCCGGGACAGAAAACCCCAAGCAGUUACCGCAGUCAGGAUAACUUGGAGAGGUUCACUUUAGCCUAUCCUAACUUCUUUUGGGAAGAUUCAAGUGAAGGCAGACCUAGCAUCGAUGAACUUCACAAAAACUGCAUUUUUACCCCAGAAGGCAGAAAAGAUAUUAUGAACAAAACACUUUCAAUUGAAAAUUUGUCAUUAGAUCUUGGCGCUCAUUUGAGACGCUAUGGCUCAGUGACAUCCUUAUAUGAGACUGACAUUGAUACGGGUGAAACAUCUGAAACAAUACCCUUCCCUGAAACUGAUCUAGACCUUUGGUUCUCUUUGCAGCAUCCAAUAGAACGCGCUGUCAGUAUGACGGACCUACGCAGUGAGCAUUCCCACCGGAUAGGGACAGGAAAGGGGAGAUUUGCGCAUCGUAAUGUACCUAAGUCAAAGAGUCUUCAGACUCUUGAAACUAACCUCGAUGAUGAGGAAGAUGAACUUAAGCGCGUACCAUCAGUACAUGAACUUCGUGUUACCAAAUCCCUGUCUAAGUUAAAUAUACCAGACUGGUUUAAGAACUCUAGCCUAUCUAAGAGUGGUAGUUGUAUGUUAAGGCAUGGCUCCACAUCAACAAUGUCCUCAUGGGGCUUCAACCCUAGUCUGACAUCAUCUCCCUGCCCCUCUGUAACAUCAACUGGAAAUGUGGUUAUCAAAACCCGUGUAUCCCCUUCCAGUAGUAUGAGACUUUUUAAAUCCCCCAAGUUUGCCUCAGUACCAACCUUACCCAAAACCCCAGAAGAGAGACUACCUAAAGCACCCAUUAAACUGCCUAGCGAAAUGUUAAAGAAAAAUGACAAACCAAAAGGUUUGGAAAAAAUCCCAAUAGUGCCUUUUGCUCAAAUUAGGGCAAUGUUUGAAGCCAAAGCAGCUAAUGAACGAGCUAGAAAGAAGGACAGUGCAGUGCGCCAAGACUCCGUGUCAUCAAAAGUUUCAAUGAAAGCUGCGAGCCCUGUGCCUGUAGUGACUGUGUCCCCUAGUGAAAUUGUUCUUCUUGAAAGUAGCCCAAAGCGACCAAGGAGUCCCCCCGUUAUUGCCCCAGAUCAAGCUAGAAUUUCAUAUGCUCCAGUACUACAAAAGGGACCUUCAACAAAUGCAGGAGACACUUCUCAACCAUGGAGGCGACCACUGAGUCCGAGUACUGUAAGUCCUGUAAGUCCUCAAAUGGGGCUUAGUCCCACUGAAACCACUAUUCCUCAGAGAACUACGAGCCCGUUAGAAUCAGCUGGUUCUCAUGGAUCCACAAGUCCCACGGCAUCCACAAGUCCUCAAAGGCCCCUCAGUCCUGCUGAAAGCUCAAGUCCUAGAUCAAUUAGUCCUCUUGGACCAUUGAGCGGUCCAGAAGAUGCAAACAGAUCGUUUAGCCCUUCAGACAGGAUGCGACCAAUAAAUCCAGACGGUCCUCAUAAUCGGUCCAUGAGUUCCACAGGAUCUAUGAGCCCUCCAAGGUCAAUUAGCCCUGGGGGGAUUCUCAGCCCGAGAGGAUAUAGUGCAUAUGGCAACAACGAGCAGCCAGCUAGCCCAGACAGCCCCCCACAAAGUCCAGUCGAAAAGGGUGGACCAAAGGGCAUCCUUGGCCCAACAGUGAGAUUCGUAGAGACAGAGAAAAUAGAAGUUAAGGAUAACAAGCCUACAAAACCAUCUGGUAAAAAGACAGACUUUUUCAAACGUUUGCAAGUGUUCCAACGGCCCGACAAAGAUAAGAAAACCAAAGCCGAAGACUCAUCGAAAUCCCCACCACAGAAACAGGUACCAGCCUCCAAGCUCAAAUCUGCGUUUGAACCCUUCUCACGGAAUUCCAAAUCUAUAGAAUCUGCCCCAACAAUUCAAGCCCCAAACUCUCGAGCAGUCCCUAAAUCUCCCACGCGCACCGAAGCCGAAACCCAACUAGUGGAGGAAGCACCCGUGUUACAAUCACCCAAUUCACAAUCUAUAGAGUCCGCCCCCACCCUAAAAGCACCUUCCCGUAUGGCACCAGAGCCCUCAAGGAACUCAAGUGAAAUUUUCUCAAACGAUCGCAAUUCUCAUACUCGGCAAGAGCCUCGCAAUGGGGCUUCAGAGCCCCCGGCGAGUCCAGUCAGGGUAGGUAAUCCCGGGCAGAGCCUGCCCACGCCUGUGCUAACACCCACACCAUUCUCUAGAUCUUCAACGUCUGAAGAACAGAAACGAAGCAUGAAAGAAACCACGGUAUAGCGAGGAGGUGUGUGUAGGUACUCGUCACAAUCGACUCGGAGAUUCCCGUUUGUUUCUGACCUUGGCUAAACAUUCCGAUCCACAAUCGCCGAAACAAGUCUCGUUCGAUGAUGGCGAU